Messenger RNA from Cyanidioschyzon merolae strain 10D, 1611 nucleotides. RefSeq lists its product as hypothetical. The coding region runs from base 1 to 1611 and encodes 536 amino acids. The transcript has a single exon. Lineage: Eukaryota; Rhodophyta; Bangiophyceae; Cyanidiales; Cyanidiaceae. Gene Ontology annotation, cellular component: GINS complex. The record is from RefSeq and is a predicted model, not a curated record. Gene Ontology annotation, biological process: mitotic DNA replication initiation.
AUGGGCUCCCGCGGCGCAGAGACGCUCGUCGGCAGGUAUAAUUCGGAGACUCUCCCAGUGUCGCUUUCCAUGAACCAGCGGGGGACGAACCCCGCUCUGCAAUCCUGGAGCCACGCGCACAGCACAGCGUCUUUCGGUCAACACCAGCGAAGAUCAAACUCGUAUGCAGGUCCCGUGCUUCUCGAUAGAGACUACUAUUCACUAGAUGAAAUUCUCGCAGCGGAGACCCGUUUCCGCUGCGUUUUCCUCGAACGAGUUCGAGGCAUGGCCUGUUUGGACACCAGCGGCGGUGCAUCAUUCGCAGCGCAAGCCGAAGUCAAUGCUGCGAGCCUCGUACACGCGCACACCGAGACAUCAGGAGAGGGCAUCUCCCAGGAGAAUGAGCGCAGCAGUGUAUCAGACAGAGCUGAACCUGUCCAGGAUUUCGAGAGACGCUUAUCGCGCGACGCACUAUCGAAAGAUCGAUCUGACAUCAUGACCGCAGCAGCAGCAGCUGCUGCUGCCUUGACCCAUCAGGCAGCGCUCCAAGCAAGUGGAUAUGGUGUCACGAGGGCGUCGGCAUCGGGGGCGAACCCUUCAUCGGAGCAACUUUUGCAACGGCAGGAGGUCGCGGGUGGACUUGACAUGCUCCCCGAUAUGGCGUGUGAUCUUCCACUCUGGUUGGCGGAAAUGUUGGCUGCACGAAUGUUCGUGCGCAUCGAAUUGCCGCCGAGUCUGAGAUCCAGAACACUUCGAGAACUGCGCGCUGACCCGUGUAUCGCAAACUUGAACGAAAAAUGCCCAUAUUUUUAUGCAGUUGUGCAACGAUUUCGGCAGUAUUUUCGCAUUCGGAACGUUGCUAGUAGGAAUGGCUUGCGCGGCGGUAACGCAGUGCUUGCGGAGCUCGGGUCAGUACUGCUGGAUGCUCACCAGGCCCGCUGCCUUGAAAUCGCUGAUCGCGCCCAGAGCCCGUUUGACGGCGACCCGCUCGAGCAGCUUCACCGCUUUGAGUCAUCCGAGCGGGCGAUGUUUUUCGCAGUACAAGGCGCUGCUCAACAGUACAUGCGGUGGAAAAGAGGUGAGCUUCGACGUUUGCGUCCAAGCAAGCCACUCGUGCCGUAUUGCCCGCGUCGCGACGCACGGCUCCAAGUGCAUCCUUCUCAUGCAGCACCGCAGCAAGCAAAUAGGCUCGUGAGCGACCACGCGCAGCAUCUUCGGCGAAUAGCGCUCUCGGCUCGCAAUUUAGACCAAGAAGCCGAGUUUAACCUGUAUGGACAACGCUCCAAUCAUGAACUGGCCGUCGAUCAUCCGCAGCGAGCUAUGCCAAUGAACGCGGAGUCGAAUUCGUCGGCACUGAACGAAAACGUGACGGAUGCAGACAAGGAAAAUACGCAUGGCGUCGCACCCGAAACGAUUCACUCUGGCAAAUCUUUAACAUGUGACACAGAGCCCCAGGUCCCUGAAAACGAAGAGGCGGCACGCUCCGAAGCGAACUCGGAUUGCCAGGCACUCCUGGAGCCGUCGCAAGCGUCCGAAAUGCCGUCGAAGCGGAUGCGAAGAAUGCUGCGGGCUGGUGAGUCCACAGCAGCUCAAAACCUCGAGCGGCAAACGCAUUUCCCAAGUGGUCUGUAG